UUGGGAAAUUUCUCUUUGAACACAGCUUAAUUUGCCCGCCACUAUUUUACAGAACACCAUAAAUCCCCAAUUUCACAAAAACCCUACCAACUCUCCUGAAGAAUUCACGUAAAACCCCCCGUAGCCAUCACCCAAUCGUUCAAAAAUCCCUGGUUACUCUACUUCUCUCAAUGCUAAUCUCAGAACCCUAGAGAUCGAAUGCAAUUUGGACUAUUAUCGAUAUAGUUCCGUGUUAUUCUAGAUUUGUUUAUUAUCAAUCUUUCAGUAUCGUGUAGCAUUCUCCGAGGAAGACGAAGAUGUCUUGGGAAAACGAGAUUGUAAUGCGAGAUAUCACCAAAGCAAGUCUUGUAGUGAGCGACCGUAUCGGUAGAGAUGUUUCGGCUCAGCUUGACCUAGAAGAAGCCCUAGAAGCGUCGAGAUAUACAAGUCAUCCUUACUCUACUCACCCCAGAGAGUGGCCUCCUUUAGUUGAAGUGGUAGAUAGCAGGGAGUUGCCACCAGUACUCAUAGAAAGAUACAAUGCAGCUGGAGGUGAAGGCACUGCUUUAUGUGGAAUCUUUCCUGAGAUUCGUAGAGCAUGGGCAUCCGUAGAUAAUUCAUUAUUUCUUUGGCGUUUUGAUAAAUGGGAUAGCCAAUGUCCCGAAUACAGUGGUGAAGAACAAGCCAUCUGUGCUGUUGGUUUAGUGAAAGCAAAAACUGGGGUUUUUGUUGAAGCUAUUCAAUAUCUUCUAGUCUUGGCAACUCCUGUUGAGUUGCUUCUCAUUGGAGUAUGUUGCUCUGGAAAUGGUGAUGGCACAGAUCCUUAUGCUGAGGUGUCAUUACAGCCUUUACCUGAUCACACAAUUCCAUCUGAUGGAGUCACCAUGACAUCUAUUGCUUGUACAAAUAAAGGUCAUAUUUUCUUAGCUGGACGUGAUGGACAUAUAUAUGAGAUGCAUUAUACCUCUGGUUCAAAUUGGCACAAACAAUGCAGGAAAGUUUGUUUGACUUCAGGCCUUGGUAGUGUUGUUUCAAGGUGGGUGGUACCAAAUGUAUUCAAAUUUGGUGCUGUGGACCCCAUUGUUGAAAUGGCUGUUGACAAUGAGAGACACAUUUUGUAUGCCCGAACUGAAGAAAUGAAGAUUCAAGUUUUUUCAUUAGGUGAAAAUGGUGAAGGACCACUUAAAAAGGUGACAGAAGAAAAAAAUCUGAUCAAUCAAAGGGAUCUACAUAACACUACUAGACAGGUGGCAGGAUCUCGGGGUGCCACACGUUCAACAAAAGCUUCUAUAGUUUCUAUAUCCCCUUUAUCAACAGUAGAGUCAAAAUGGCUACAUCUUGUUGCAAUAUUAUCAGAUGGUAGACGAAUGUAUCUUUCCACUACUAAAAACAGUGGGAGUGUUGGAGGAGCAUUUAGUAGUAAUCUUCAAAAACCAAGUUGCUUAAAAGUUGUCACAACAAGACCUGCCCCUCCUCUAGGGUCAUUUGGGUCAUUUUCCAGAGCUCAAAAUGAAGAUCUUUCUUUAAAGAUAGAAUCAGCACAUUACUCAUCUGCAACACUUGUACUUUCUGAUUCAUCUCCUUCAACCACUUCCUCACUUUUAAUAGUGAAUCGCGAUUCCACCACCCACUCUUCUUCUAAUUUAGGGACAGGUGUCAGAAGCUCAAGGGCAUUACGGGAAUGUGUCUCUUCUUUACCAAUUGAAGGCCGGAUGUUAGCUGUAGCAGAGGUGUUACCCUUACCUGAAACAGCCGCCACUGUCCAGUCACUCUACUCACAGUUAGAGUUUUCCGGAUAUGACAAUUCCGGCGAGUCGCCAGAAAAGUUGGCCGGAAAACUUUGGGCGAGAGGCGACCUGCCAACUCAGCAUAUACUCCCGAGGAGACGAAUCAUUGUUUUUAGUACAAUGGGAAUGAUGGAAGUUGUUUUUAAUCGUCCGGUUGAUAUUUUAAGAAAAUUGUUGGAGUCCAACACACCAAGGGCAAUAUUGGAAGAUUUUUUUAACCGAUUUGGAGCUGGUGAAGCUGCUGCUAUGUGUUUAAUGUUGGCUUCAAGGGUAGUUCAUACGGAAAGUUUUAUAAACAAUGUUGUGGCUGAAAAGGCAGCUGAGGCUUUUGAGGAUCCACGAGUUGUUGGGGUGCCUCAACUUGAAGGUAGUGGUGUGGCAUUGGGAAAUACCAGAACUGCCCUUGGUGGGUUUAGUAUGGGACAAGUUGUACAAGAAGCUGAACCGGUGUUUUCAGGGGCUCAUGAAGGGGUUUGUUUGUGUGCUUCAAGGCUACUUUUGCCUGUGUGGGAGCUUCCUGUUAUGGUUUCUGAUGGAAGUAAAGAUGGGAUUGUUGGGUGUAGGCUUUCUGUUGAUGCAAUGGGAGUUUUAGAAGAUAAACUUAGAAGUGUUGAGAAGUUUUUAAGGUCUAGAAGGAAUCAAAGGAGGGGGAUUUAUGGGAGUGUUGGUGGUUUGGGUGAUUUGACUGGUUCGAUUUUGAUUGGGACAGGUGGCGAUUUGGUAAGUGGUAAUAUGGGUUUGGCAAGGAAUUUUUUUAAUCCUUAUUCUAGGAAUUUGGAGGCUAGUGAAAUUGGGACAUCUAGUAAAAGGCAGAGACUUCCUUACAGCCCUACAGAACUAGCUUCCAUGGAGGUAAGGGCAAUGGAGUGUGUAAGACAAUUGCUCCUAAGAUGUGGUGAAGCUCUAUUUCUCCUCCAACUUCUUUCGCGACACCAUGUCACUCGGUUGCUUCAAGGCUUUGACCAUAAAACAAAGCAGACGUUGACUCAGUUGACUUUCCACCAGUUAGCCUGUUCUGAAGAAGGUGACAAACUUGCAACAAGACUUGUAUCUUCUCUAAUGGAGUAUUACACCGGGCCAGAUGGUAGGGGAACAGUUGAUGACAUCAGCGGAAGGUUACGUGAAGGAUGUCCAAGUUUUUACAAAGAAUCUGAUUACAAAUUCUAUUUAGCUGUUGAAUGUCUUGAAAAAGCUGCUAAUGCUUCUAACAAUGAAGAAAGGGAAACACUUGCAAGAGAUGCUUUCAGUAAAUUAAGUGGUGUUCCUGAAUCUGCAGAUCUUCAAACUGUCUGCAAACGCUUUGAGGACUUGAGAUUUUAUGAAGCAGUGGUUCGAUUGCCACUUCAAAAGGCAGAGGCUUUGGACCCUAAUGGGGAUGCCCUUAAUGAGCAAAUAGAUGAUGGAAUUAGAGCACAUGCACUUGCUCAAAGAGAAAGGUGUUAUGAGGUUAUUGCUAGUGCUUUAAGAUCACUAAAAGGUGAAAUUUCACAAAGGGAAUUCGGGUCACCCAUCAGACCAUCUGCCCAUUCCCUUGCCCCAGCUGCCCGGAAGAAAUUCAUAUGUCAAAUCAUUCAACUCGGUGUCCAAUCAUCUGACAGAAUCUUUCAUCAAUAUUUAUACAAAACAUUGAUUGAUUUGGGGCUUGAAGAUGAACUUUUGGAGUUUGGUGGAUCCGAUUUGGUUCCUUUUUUACAGAAUGCUGCCCGUGAACCUACACAACAGGUCCGGGGUGUUUCUGGAGCACAAAUUUCCUCUCAUCAAACAAAAUAUUCUGAGCUUUUAGCAAGAUAUUACGUGUUAAAAAGACAACAUAUUUUAGCAGCUCAUGUUCUACUUCGGUUAGCAGAAAGACGUUCUACUGGUCUAGAAAAUCACCCCACACUUGACCAAAGGCGACAAUACUUGAGCAAUGCGGUGAUUCAGGCAAAAAGUGCAAGUGGGAAUGACAGCCUCACAAAUUCAUCAAGAGACAGCGGGCUAUUAGAUUUACUUGAAGGAAAACUAACAGUUCUUCAAUUCCAAAUUAAAAUCAAAGAGGAAUUGGAAGGAAUUGUCUCAAGAAUUGAAGCUUCUCCUAGCACAUCAAACACAAACAAUUCAAAUCUCAACUCUGUUAAAGAAAAAGUCAAGGAGUUAUCUCUUGAUUUAAAAAGCAUCACCCAGUUAUAUAACGAAUACGCCGUUCCUUUUGAACUUUGGGAGAUAUGUUUGGAAAUGCUAUAUUUUGCAAGCUAUUCAGGUGACACAGAUAGCAACAUAGUACGUGACACAUGGGCAAGACUAAUGGAUCAAGCACUUUCCAAGGGCGGAAUUGCUGAAGCAUGUUCUGUUCUCAAAAGAAUCGGGUCCCACAUUUACCCUGGAGACAGUGCUGUUCUUCCUUUAGACACAUUAUGUCUACACCUUGAGAAAGCUGCAUUGGAGCGAGUGGUUACGGGGGUGGAAGGUGUUGGAGAUGAGGAUGUGGCAAGGGCACUUAUGGCAGCUUGCAAAGGGGCAGUGGAACCUGUGUUGAAUACUUAUGAUCAGUUGUUAUCAAGUGGUGUUAUUUUAUUGUCACCCACUUUAAAAUUAAGGCUUUUGAGGUCGGUGUUGGUGGUGGUCCGGGAAUGGGCGGUGUCCGUUUCUGCAACCGGAACAGGGGCGGCUUCCAUUGGUGGUUCACUUCUUCGCGGGACCUUUUCUAUGGAUCAGAGAACUGCUAUUCAUCAUGGGAUUCGUGAUAAGAUUGCAAGUGCUGCAAAUCGGUAUGUGACGGAAGUACGGAGGUUGAAUCUACCACAGAGCCAAAUAGAGACGGUAUACAGAGGUUUCAAAGAGCUUGAAGAAUCCCUUUUAGCUUCUUUUUCUUUUGAGCGAUUUUAAAAUUUUAAAAUCUUAGAUUAUAGUUAUUCUUAUUGUAUUUGUCAUGUUCUACGAUUAUAUCAUCCAAAAAGUAAGGAUUUUUUGGAUUUUGCCUCUGUUUUCAUAUAUGCUUGUGUUGUUUUGUUCAUGGUGUUGAGAAAAUAAUGAAUUUGUGGGGAUAUUGUUGAAAAAUUAGGAAUGUGAU
Lactuca virosa is the source of this 4815-nucleotide messenger RNA. The record is from the annotation of a GenBank genome assembly. NCBI's taxonomy places the organism in Eukaryota, Viridiplantae, Streptophyta, Magnoliopsida, Asterales, Asteraceae.